Molecule: messenger RNA, 3013 nt
Organism: Doryrhamphus excisus (bluestripe pipefish)
Lineage: Eukaryota; Metazoa; Chordata; Actinopteri; Syngnathiformes; Syngnathidae
Source: RefSeq, a predicted model, not a curated record
CAAUCACAGGGCACAUAUAGACAAACAACCAUUCACACUCACAUUCAUACCUAUGGACAAUUUGGAGUGGCCAAUUAACCUAGCAUGUUUUUUGGAAUGUGGGAGGAAACCGGAGUACCCGGAGAAAACCCACGCAUGCACGGGGAGGACUUCAAGACUUCAGGGAAACCCUGGAAAUCAUCCCUCUAUCGACAGAUGAUGUGAUUGAACCUCACAGGAUUUGCGUGUGUGUCCGUAAACGACCCCUGAACAAGCAAGAGCUCAAUCGAAAGGAGAUCGAUGUGGUCUCUGUACCCGGAAGAGGUGGCCUGCUGGUCCACGAGCCAAAGCAGAAAGUGGACCUCACCAAGUACUUGGACAAUCAAAUCUUCCGGUUCGACUACUCCUUUGAUGAAACAGCCACCAAUGACUUGGUCUACAGGCUUUUGUUGCAGGUUUCCAAUCCGGAAGUAGAGACUGGACAGUACGAUGUUUCUCAAGAAAAGAGGUUACUUCAUGACGUCUCUCAAUGUACAACCAGAAAGAGCGACAAUGGAGUCCAGGCUGUCUCGACUGCUUGUUGGACAUUCGGUGCAGAUCAGUCGCAGCGAUGGCCGCGUCCACCUUGCAACGGUGAAGUCUGUGGAUAACGUCAAGUCCACUGUCAUGACUGAGUGGAAGGAGUUAGAUACGUAUCGAGGGAAGGAGGUUGAUGUGGGGGAGUUAUGUAUACUCAAUCCAGAGCUGCUGCCCAAAAUACAAGAUGUCAUGAACAAACCAGCUCAGCCACCCAGCCCUCCUCCAGAGAAAAAGUACGAGGGUCGACUACGCUCAUCGAGGAUUCCUGGCCCGCCCUCCUCCUCAACUACAGCAGUGACCAAGGCUGACAUGUCAGUUUUAAGCCGGCCUCAGGUCAGGCAGACUUGCAGAUUCCAGUCCCGGGCUCUUGUCGCUCAGCGGGGCUCAUCUUCGGACGAACCAACUGAGAUGGUCGCCUCUGGACCUCCCACUUCAUUGGUCCUCACAAACUCUGUGAUUCGGAAUGAUCAAAAGGACGCUAAAGCAGCCACGUCGCUGCCUUUUGUCAGAGAGGCUAUAAAGGAAAAUGAUGAACCGGUGAAGAAUCCUCCAUCCUCUGCUAAAGGCAGAAGGAAGACCGUGGCUCCUCAAGAGCUCAACAAAGGCAACAAAAGACUGUCUUGCAUUGUCAAACCCACUGAAAUUCAGACCAAGAAGGGCAAGUUCAAAGAGGCGUCGCGGCCCAACCAGAAAUUCUACGAAAUGAUCCAAGACUUCAGGGAAACCCUGGAAAUCAUCCCUCUAUCGACAGAUGAUGUGAUUGAACCUCACAGGAUUUGCGUGUGUGUCCGUAAACGACCAUUGAACAAGCAAGAGCUCAAUCGAAAGGAGAUCGAUGUGGUCUCUGUACCCGGAAGAGGUGGCCUGCUGGUCCACGAGCCAAAGCAGAAAGUGGACCUCACCAAGUACUUGGACAAUCAAAUCUUCCGGUUCGACUACUCCUUUGAUGAAACAGCCACCAAUGACUUGGUCUACAGGUUCACUGCAAAACCUUUGGUGCAGUCUAUCUUCGAAGGUGGUAUGGCCACAUGUUUUGCCUACGGUCAGACAGGAAGUGGGAAGACGCAUACAAUGGGAGGUGAUUUUUCAGGCAAGCAGCAGAACUGCGCCAAGGGAAUCUACGCUUUAGCAGCUCAGGAUGUGUUCGCCUGUCUCGGUCGCAGGAGGUAUGCCGACCAGGAUCUGUCUGUCUACGUCAGCUUCUUUGAGAUCUACAACGGCAAAGUAUAUGACCUGCUAAAUAAGAAGGCCAAGCUCCGUGUGCUGGAGGACGAGCGUCAGCAGGUACAAGUCGUGGGCCUGGAGGAGGUCUAUGUGUCCACAGCGGAUGAGGUCAUAAAGAUGAUCCAGCAAGGCAGUGCAGCGAGGACAUUUGGCCAAACCUCGGCCAACGCCAACUCCUCGCGCUCCCACGCCGUCCUCCAGAUUGUCCUCAGACGCAACAACCGCACCAACACACUGCACGGCAAGUUCUCCCUGGUCGACUUGGCCGGCAAUGAGCGCGGCACGGAUGUCAGCAGCAAUGACCGCGCCACUUUGGUGGAGACGGCCGAGAUCAACCGCAGUCUCUUGGCUCUAAAGGAGUGCAUCCGGUCACUUGGCAUGAACAGUGAUCACAUUCCUUUCAGGAUGAGCACUUUGACCAAGGUCCUUCGGGAUUCCUUUAUUGGAGAGAAUUCCAGGAUCUGCAUGAUCGCUAUGGUGUCCCCAGGAAUGGCUUCAUGUGAAUAUACAAUGAACACACUACGUUACGCUGACAGAGUGAAGGAGUUGAAUGGUAAUUCCAAAGUCAGCGGAGAGGCCAAAGUUCAGGAACCUGUCGACUGCUCUUCAGAGGAGGACGCUGUUGUGGACAGGAGCAUGUACGACGCCAUAAGCCAUGUGGCAGAACUGGAGGAGAACGUUUAUGCCGAGCUUCAGAGGGCCACUGAGCUGGUAAAGGCAAUGGAGCAAACUUCUUAUAACAUCGAGGCAGGACUCCCACACCUGAUGGACUACUCUCAGAAGUUAUUGGACACUGUCCUGGCAUUGCAGACCGCUGUAGCAGACGAGAGAAAGGCAAGGCUCAACCACUGAGUCGUAAAUCAACAUCAAUGGCUUUAGAUGCAAUUACUUGAUGGAUUUAUUGUUUUGUGUAUUAAAUGAAUGGAAUGCAAGCACUAACUAAAAUGUUCCAUACAUUUUGCAGCACACUGCAACUGUGGGGGUAACAAUUGCAACUGUUUUGGUAUUGGUUUGAGUUUAAGGUUUUUAUAUAUAAAUGUGAAAUUCAUAAAAUGUAUCCUAAAUAAAGAUUUUCCUCGUGUCUGAACAAUUUAGUCAUGUACACAUUUUGUGAAAAGUUUCUAACUUCGUAUAGUCAAAAGUUAAUUGCUACAUCUGCCUGAUACUAUUGUGUAACUUUAUUUUUUUUUGACAAAUGUUUUAUUUUAACCGUUUUAUAACUGUAUGUCUG